This is a messenger RNA of Gastrolobium bilobum, 1147 nucleotides long. Its product is annotated as probable membrane-associated kinase regulator 4. Gene Ontology annotation, cellular component: plasma membrane. The transcript has a single exon. The record is from RefSeq and is a predicted model, not a curated record. Gene Ontology annotation, molecular function: kinase inhibitor activity. Bases 62 to 1147 code for a protein of 361 amino acids. NCBI's taxonomy places the organism in Eukaryota, Viridiplantae, Streptophyta, Magnoliopsida, Fabales, Fabaceae.
UACCAUUAGCUGCUAUCCAAUAUACCUGAGUGGUGGUGUAGUGUGUACCUGAAAGGUUGAAAUGGCUUCAACAGUCAUAGCAUGCGACCCUGCAGAUGAUGAUUACAUUGACAUGGAAGUAAGCUCAUACUCCAACUUCUUCUGCCAUUCUUCAAGCUCUCACACACAGCCUAGAGAGUUUGAGUUCCAAAUGUCUUCCAUCGUUCAAGAGAAAGAAACAACAACUUCCCCAGCUGAUGAGCUUUUCUACAAAGGAAAGCUCCUCCCUCUUCACCUUCCCCCUCGGUUACAAAUGGUUGAAAAACUCUUACAAAACUCCAACUCUCCCUUUGAUAAGCAAAAAGAUAUCUAUGAAGAGUUCUAUAGCACCCCAUUAGCCACUACUACCUAUACAACUCCAAUUACAGGCACCCCAUUUGAAUCCUGCAAUAUCUCUCCAUCUGAGUCUUGCCAAGUUAGUAGAGAACUUAACCCAGAAGAGUAUUAUGACCUUGACUACCAACCAGAUAGAAGUGGAUUAGUUGUUGAAAACCAGAAGAAGUCAUGGACCAAGAAACUGAAGCAGUCUUCACUAGGUUCAAAGUUGAAGGCUUCAAGGGCAUAUCUCAGGUCUUGGUUUGGAAAAUCUGGUUGUUCAUAUGAAACCUAUGCAACCUCAACAAAAGUUGCCGAUGAAGGUUCAGUUUCAAAGGCCAGGGAAAUCUUAAAUAAGAAUGCACAAAUGGCAAAGAAAAACCCAUAUGGCCAAAUCCAGAGGGAUAGAUACCAGUCCUCCAAUUCUGUCAUGAGCAGCUACAAAGUAAAGACAAGUGAGGAUGGAAGUAACCACCACAGAAGGUCAUUCUCGGUGGGGAUCAAACUGCUUUCAGGAAACAAGACAUUAUCAACUUCAUCUGUGUCAAGCUCAUCUGCAUUUUCACUUUCAAACAAAUCAUAUGGAUGUCAAGCCCGCCAGCUUCUCAAAAGGUGCAGCAGUGCAAAUUCAGAUAUAGAAAAUUCAAUUCAGGGAGCAAUUGCACACUGCAAAAACUCUCAGCAAAUGUUCUCUUCAAAGAAGACCACAAGUGAAGUAGGACUAUACUCAUUGUCUGCAUCCAGAACCUCAGUUUGUGAGGAUCAAGAAAGAGAAGCACUAUGCAGGGGUUGA